AUGGCGAAGGUCAACAUCUGCAAUGUAGAGGUUUUGGACAAUCCAGCGUCAUUCUUCGACCCAUUCAAGUUUCGGAUAACAUUCGAAUGUCACGAACCUUUAGAUGAUGAUUUAGAAUGGAAGUUGGUGUAUGUUAGUAGUGCAUACAACCCAUCCUUGGAUCAGAUAUUAGAUUCCAUUUUGGUUGGUCCAAUUCCAGUCGGGCGACAUCAGUUUUUGUUCGAAACUAGUGCUCCCGAUCCAAAAAUAAUUCCAAAUGAAGAUGUAGUUGGAGUCACGGUCGUACUUAUACAAGCUUUGUAUAAAGAUAAAGAGUUUAUACGUGUUGGCUAUUAUGUUAACAAUGAGUACAAAAAUGAAGAGAUGCGCCUGGAACCUCCAGAAGAACCCUUACUCAGUGAACUUGAAAGGCAUAUAAUAUCUUCUGAUCCACGUGUAACUCGUUUCCCGAUUGACUGGGGUGAUGGCCUACUGGAUGGUUGCCCGGAUCCAGAACAAACUGCAGAAAGUAAUCAAGAAUCUGUCUUGCUAGAUGAUGAUGAUGAACAUGUAGAAAAUAGUUUUCAAGUAGAUCAAGAGAAUGAGAAAAAAAAUGAAAAGUUAGAUUCAUCCACUGUAUGUGCAGGGCAGUCUCAUCCUCAGUUUACAGAAAAUACUUCAUGCAUACCACUUCAUCCUGUACAAUCGUCUACUGUUACUGUUUCUUUUGACAAUUUUUAG
This is a messenger RNA of Heterobilharzia americana, 720 nucleotides long. The record is from the annotation of a GenBank genome assembly. Lineage: Eukaryota; Metazoa; Platyhelminthes; Trematoda; Strigeidida; Schistosomatidae.